GGACUGCAUCAGCUCUAUUCGCUUAUCAUCAAAAAUGCGAAAUUACCUGCGAUUCCGGACGAAUUAUUCGCCUAUACUCCGAAUGUCAUGACGCUGGAUAUGACUGGGAAUGAGCUGAAGAUUGAACCAUAUGCGUUAAAAUCUUUGGGGAAUUUGAUACACCUCGAUCUCAGCAAUAAUUCCAUCAAUUUCCUUGCAAACACUCUGAUCUCACUUACGAAGUUGAAGGUGCUAACGAUGGACAACAAUAAAUUGACGAAUAUCGAUUUUCGGAGGCUGCCUGAGGAACUGACGGAUCUAUCGCUUCGACAUAAUUUCAUCACUACUGUACAUUACUUGCCUCAAAGUGCGAGAAAUCUUCGCCGAUUGGACUUAUCCGGAAAUUUGCUAGACUUCCUUUCCGGAAGCGGUUCUGUGAAUAUGCUUCCUCCUGGUCUAAAGCAAGCAGAUUUAUCUAACAAUCGGAUCGCAUUUAUUCAAGAAGGGGCUCUAGCGCACAUGGAGAAGCUAGCUUUGCUGGAUUUGAAAGGAAAUCACCUAACCGAACUGAAAGAAGGCUCACUCGCAGGACCAAAAACCCGGCUUCGCUUAUUUCUUGAAAACAAUCCGUUCAAAUGCCAUUGUGGAUUACGGUGGCUACUACACGCUAAGGAUAAGGUUGUCAGUGGUUUAUUUUCUUUCUUGUCAGGAUUGCUAGUGCUCUAG
Cylicostephanus goldi is the source of this 705-nucleotide messenger RNA. NCBI's taxonomy places the organism in Eukaryota, Metazoa, Nematoda, Chromadorea, Rhabditida, Strongylidae. The record is from the annotation of a GenBank genome assembly.